Molecule: messenger RNA, 1649 nt
Organism: Nicotiana tabacum (common tobacco)
Lineage: Eukaryota; Viridiplantae; Streptophyta; Magnoliopsida; Solanales; Solanaceae
Source: RefSeq, a predicted model, not a curated record
AAAGCGCUAUGGAUUGUUCGAUUAGGAUUCAGAAUCCGUUGUCCACCACGACAAUAACCAGCGCAUUGUUUUCUAAUAAAAAGUCUGCAAAUUUUAGGGUUUUCACCGUUGGAUGUUCUUCUAAAAUCCUUUCCUCUGAUGGUGCACCAUCUGGUCUGGUUGAAAGACCAUGGAAGGUAGCAGAUGCUAGACUUGUUCUCGAGGAUGGUUCAAUUUGGAAGGCCAAAUCAUUUGGUGCUUCUGGAACCCAAGUUGGAGAAGUUGUUUUUAAUACAUCCUUAACUGGGUAUCAGGAGAUCCUUACUGAUCCCAGUUAUGCAGGCCAGUUUGUCUUGAUGACGAACCCUCAUAUCGGGAAUACUGGGGUCAAUUUUGGCGAUGAAGAAUCGAUGCAGUGCUUUCUUGCAGGAUUAGUCAUUAGAAGUUUAAGCAUCAGCACCUCAAAUUGGAGAUGCAAAGAGACACUUGAUGAGUAUUUGGCUAAAAGGAACAUCAUGGGUAUAUAUGAUGUAGACACUCGCGCAAUUACGCGAAGAUUGAGACAAGACGGAAGCCUCAUUGGAGUCCUGAGCACGGAAAAUUCAAAAACUGAUGAAGAACUUCUCGAAAUGUCUCGUACAUGGGACAUUGUGGGUGUGGAUUUAAUCAGUGGUGUUUCAUGCAAAUCUCCUUAUGAAUGGGUUGAUAGAACAGCCUCAGAUUGGGAUUUUAAUGAUAAUGGAAGAAAUAAAGAAACUUUUAAUGUUGUUGCAUAUGAUUUUGGAAUCAAGCAUAAUAUACUUCGGCGCUUAGCAUCCUAUGGCUGUAAAAUCACUGUUGUUCCUUCAACAUGGCCAGCGUCUGAAACUCUAAAGAUGAAACCCGAUGGGGUUCUCUUCAGCAAUGGGCCAGGAGAUCCCUCUGCAGUUCCCUAUGCAGUUGAAGCGGUAAAAGAACUUAUUGGAAAAAUUCCUGUUUUUGGCAUUUGUAUGGGUCACCAGUUACUUGGUCAAGCAUUGGGGGGUAAGACAUUCAAAAUGAAAUUUGGUCAUCAUGGAGGAAACCAUCCUGUUCGAAACCUUCGAAAUGGCUGCGUCGAGAUCAGUGCUCAGAAUCACAACUACGCUGUUGACCCUGAGUCUCUUCCAGAAGGUGUAGAGGUGACUCAUGUAAAUUUAAAUGAUGGAAGCUGUGCUGGUCUUGCCUCCUUUAAAAUGAAGCUGAUGUCACUUCAAUACCAUCCCGAAGCAUCUCCAGGACCUCAUGAUUCAGAUCCUGUAUUCGGGGAAUUUAUACAACUCAUGAAGCAAGAAAAAGUGAAGGCAUAAGCCAAUUGCCCUGAAGAGCCUGAAGCAACAGUCAUGUUUGAAGGAACCACAUUCCGGAAAAGAGAAUUUCGAUGAGACUUGAGUCAGAGCAAUCUGUCGUGCUGCACCUCUUCUUGCCAUAAAUCAAGUCUGAGCAAUUCGUCGAGCUGCACCUCUUUGCAAUUAUAUCGAUGGAUAUAUAUGUAUGGUUCUAAUUUUGUUCAAGUUGCGGCUGCGCCUUUAUCUAGUCUAAAGACAUAAUACUAAAUUUAUUUGGUGUGUGUAAUAGUACUCUGUGGUAUGGAACUUGUAAUAAUACACUUGUUUCCAUCUUAAGCAAAGAUUCACUUAGCUUUUGAUUAA